AAGCGACGUCUCGUUCUCUCUUUCUCUCUUUCUCUCGCACGGUCGCUCGCUCUUCUUCUUCUUCUUCGUCUUGUUGGUGUUGCUGUUGUUGUUGUUGAAUGAGCGACAUUGCUGCUGGUGGUGGUUGUGGUGCUGCUGCUGGUGGCAGUGCAGCGGCGCCGUCCUCGAAUUCGACUGCUCUUCCUGAUGCUCCUGCUACUGAUGGUGCACUGCCAGUUCCAGUGGUGCGCGAAGAGCUCGUCCGAAGCGAGGCGGCGUCGCCUGCACCACCAACGCAUGAUCCGAGUGCUGCAGGCAAUAUGCUUGGGUUGUCCGCCACGCAUGCUGCCACGAUCUUCUCGCCAAGAGGUCACCCACGGUCUGCAACAGCCAUCCCCAUGCCCUCAUUCCGGGUGCGACCGCUUUCGGCGCCGUCCUCCGUCCCGUCGUCCAACUCUGCAUCUGCUGCGUGCUCCACUCCAACUUCGCCCAAAGCGAUGGACUUUGACAAUGUCCAGGAGCCUCUGGGAGAUCAUGCUUCGGAAAGCGCGUCAGACUCCCAGCCUCAACCGGCAUCCACGACUGACACUGUUGGUGCAGACGUAGGAGACGGCGAACCUAGCUCACGGGAUGGACUGGAGUCGAGUACAUCCAUCCCAUCCAUUGGCGGUGACACGCCAGAGCUCCAGGCCGAGAGAAUCCGCAUGUUUCACCAGAUGCGUGCCAGCAGCAGCAACUCUUCCUUUGACGAGUCGUUUGACACCCCUGGCUCAUCACAAGCGCGCCAUGCACUGAUCGCGGCCGCCGCCGUCGAAGCCAUUCGGGCCGAGCAAGCAGCCAGGAAGCACAGCAACGCAGAUUACUUUGCCUAUUUGGCCAGCCCGAGCGCUUCGUUCGAUGCAAAUAAAGCGGCGCUUCCUGGCAGCCCUCGGUACCGCCAAUCCUCGCUUUCCAGCGCGAGCGAGUCGACCAGCCACACCCCCAAGCCCACCAGUCGACAAAGUACACUUCGGUCUCCUGAUCGCACCGCAUCUCCCUCGGGUGAACACGCCGACGGGAGCAGCCUUCUCGGUGCCGAUGACGUGGAGAAGAGUCGUUCUGGGCCGCCAGCCGAUGAGGAGCAAACAGCAAGCUCGGUCGCUCACUCGCCAGCCGAGUCCAUCCCUCAUCAUGAGCAGAGCUCUGCAUUGCCCCAGUCCCCAGCUGCAGAACGGUCGGAUGAAGAGCAAAAUGUUUCGCACGACGAAUUGCCGGAUUUGCCUUCCCCUGCAAUGCCUUCCGAACCUCCUGUGCGGCUACUGCUUCAUCGCCGCUCCUCGUUUAUAGCUGCGCCUCACAUGAUGCAAGAAAUUGAACUGGAUGAGGAGAAUUUAGCGGCCCUAGCGGGCUCGGAUGCAUUGCACGACAAUGACCGAACACUUUUAUUCCUUGCGCUGCACGCGCUCGCCAAGCUGCUGCCACCAACAGACGCCUGCCGAAUGCUGGUCGAGUUGAAAUCCGACUUUAAGCACGGCGGCCAGUUCUUGGCACUCGUAUCGGAACGCAAAAAUCCAGACCGACAGGCACUCUUGUGCGUCGAUUUGCACGACCCGGACCACCACCACGUGCGUGUGGACCGACGGCCGUUCAUGCCACCGCUCGCCACCAACUCGAGCAGCAGCUUGAGCGCCAAUGACCAGCGGCUCUCCCGUCCAGAGCAAGUCGAGCUGCAGCGCAAACUGGAGCGUGAGGCCGAGCAGCGACGCCAGGAGCACGAACGCCUCGCCCAGGAUCAGUCUGGGCGCCCUCCGUGGCAGCAAUGGCAUCAAAUCCAGCAGCAGCAUCUGACAGAGCAACAGCAAAAGGAGCAGUUCCAGCAACUCAAGAUGCAGCGGCACAAGCACUAUGAGCAAAAGUUUGCCAUGUCGGGUGCAAACACUCCUCGAGAACCUGGAAGCCCCAAAUCGACGUCGUCCAUGGCCCUGUUUGGUGGGUCGUCCUCGGGCAAGGGACGCCGCGACCAACGGCCGGGUGCGGAAGAUGGCUCCGAGCCAAGUGGUGGUUACACUCGAUCCACGUCCGAGUCUGGAUUUAGCGCGGAUUUGCCAGACCAGGCGGACGAACACUUGGUUGUGGCUGCUGUCAGUCGCAGUGCCAGUGCCGCUAGCUCGUUGCAAAGCUUACGAGGUGGCGCCUCGCAAGGCCGAUGGCGACCUCUCUCGGUGGGCGCACAGCACGCACCCGCUCAUCUGGUUGGUGCUGGUCUGGCGUCGUCGUCGUCAUCGUCUGCGUCGCCUGCCCCUCCCAGCCACUCCUCGACCGGGACCCCCGAGCCAGCAUCUGCUGCGUCUUCAUCGCUCGACACAUCCACGCCCAUGCAAACCAUGGCGACCUCGCCCAUCUUUUUCCCGCCUGCGCUGCCCGGCGAUGCCGCCUCGAAAUCUACUGGCGAGGGCCUUGCUGCAUCCUCAGCGCCCCGGCCGAUGGGGGUUGGCCGCCCAGUCAGCAUGUCCAGCAUGGCUGAAAGUGCGGCAUUUUCGCCUCCCGCGGCUCGCCCGUUCCCCGCAGGCAUCACUGCAUCCCUUUUCCCUGCGCAGCGCAGCGUGCCGGAUAUCCGUCUGUCCACGUCGGCGCCGUCCGCCUCCUCCUCGCCCAUGCCUAUGCGACUCGAUGGCGUGGCAGAGGACGACGGUCGAUCCGACACUCCGCCCUCCUUGUCCUCGGCUGGUGAUUCUGUUGCGACUCCGAUGGUGACGGACGACUCGGCAACGUCGGCAUCGUCGGGAGCAGCGGGAGCGGCGGGAUCUGUGAUUGCACCCCAUGGUGUGGCCGUCCCGAAGGCUGCCAUCCAGGCCGUCGAGUGCUUUAUUGGCCUGAGUGUUCCGGUCGUUCGCCAGAUGACUGUGCUGCUGAGCGGCAACGGCGCGUUUGUUGUGCGCCUUGGUCACCGAGCCUACUCUUUCCACACGGCCUCCGUUCGCUCCCUGUGGUCGACCAUCUCGGCGCUCCGCCAGGCUGCCGAGUCGGCACCAGAGUCACACGCAGUCGAAAAGGACGAGGACUUCCAGGCUUGGAUUGCUCCCUACCAUGCGCUCGUCCAGCGCGCCCAAAAGUCGCCCAACCACCGACUGUACCGCAACAUUGGCGAUUUGGAGAUUCGCCGGCGGUCGUCCAUCGGCUCGCCCCAAGAUCUCGACCACAAGCUGGACGCGCCACUCAACGUCGUCUAUCAAGGCGGCGAGGGACGCCCUGCAGAGCUCGAUGUCAUCAACAAGCUGCGCGAGUUUAUGAUGUGCAGCGAUCUCGACUCUGUGACGCCCAAAGAGAUGCGCACUGCCUUGGAAUCGCACUUUAACAUUGACAUGAACUAUUGCAAGAAAUUUAUCGACGAAAAGAUUCUCGUCAUCAUGGGCCAGCUGGAACCUCCCUCCAAGAUUCUCGAGUAUCUCUACCUCGGCACCGAGUGGAAUGCCAGCAACAAGGAGGAGCUGCAGCGCCUCGGUGUCGGCUACGUCUUGAACAUGGCCUGGGAAAUUGACAACUUUUUCCCUCUCCUCAUCCAAUACCACCACUGCCUCAUCCAUGAUGAAAACUGGGAAUCGAUCUUGCCGCACUUUGACAACACAUACCGGUUUAUCAAGAAGGCGGUCGACAACAAUUCAAAGGUGCUGGUGCACUGCAAGAUGGGCGUCAGUCGCUCGGCCUCAGCCGUCAUCGCCUAUAUUAUGAAAUCGCUCGGCUGGCCUUUGAAGAAAUCGCUCGAGUUUGUCAAGUCACAGCGUAGAAUCAUUCGCCCAAACCCGGGCUUCACAAAGCAGCUGGAAGAGUACGAAGGCAUUUUAGCGGCCAGCAAGUUGUACUCUGAGCGCGUGGUGGCGGUUGCUGCUGAGGCUGGAAACGUGCCAACCCCUCCGCCUCCGAGCAUCACGCCGUCCAUGUCGUCCAGUUCGCUCAGCGAAAUUGCUUCCAUCAAGGCGACUGGGACGUCUGUGAAGCAGCUGACACGCACUUUGCUGAGCGGCAACGUCUCCCCGCCUGCCGCUGACUCUUCGAACGCAGCUGUGCGGCAAUUUUCCUAGUUGAGUUGACUUUUGUUUUGUUCUUUCCCCUUUUUUUUUCUUUUCUUUUUCGCUUUUACGUUUUUCAUCUGUAGCCACUCGUUGUUUCUGUGUUUUUUGGUCUUGUUUGUUUGUUUGCGCUUUCUUGCAGUUUUGUUGUCAU
Capsaspora owczarzaki ATCC 30864 is the source of this 4179-nucleotide messenger RNA. RefSeq lists its product as hypothetical. The record is from RefSeq and is a predicted model, not a curated record. Gene Ontology annotation, biological process: protein dephosphorylation; actin cytoskeleton organization; negative regulation of actin filament polymerization. NCBI's taxonomy places the organism in Eukaryota, Filasterea, Ministeriida, Capsasporidae. Gene Ontology annotation, molecular function: protein tyrosine/serine/threonine phosphatase activity; actin binding. Gene Ontology annotation, cellular component: cytoplasm. The transcript has 4 exons. Bases 99 to 4037 code for a protein of 1312 amino acids.